AGUUCUCAGAAGAUACAGAUAUGGGCAUCAAGGUUGAGCAAGUCCUUCACAUGGUGGGAGGAGCUGGAGAAACCAGCUAUGCCACCAAUUCCAGGCUUCAAGAGAAAACGAUAUAUAGAACGAAGCCGAUAUUGGAUAAUGCCAUAGAAGAGAUUUAUAGGACACUGCUCCCUGAGAGGCUGGUGGUGGCCGACCUCGGUUGUUCUUCCGGCCCAAAUACCUUUCUGGUGGUCUCCGAAGUGCUCGGUGUCGUCGGUGAGCUACGUCGAAGGCUGGAGCAGAAGCCGCCGGAGAUCCAGUUCUUCCUCAAUGACCUCCCGGGGAAUGACUUCAACAACGUCUUCCGGUCACUGGAAAGGUAUGGGAAGAAGAUCGAGGAAGAGAAGGGGGAGCUGCUUGUGCCCUACUACGUCGUGGGCGUGCCCGGCUCCUUCUACGGGAGGCUCUUCCCGUGCACAAGUGUUCACUUCUUCCACUCUUCCUACUGCCUCAUGUGGCUCUCUCAGGUUCCUCAAGCACUUGAGAGUGAUCGUGGUGUUCCACUGAACAAGGGGAACAUCUACAUCACAGAGACGAGUCCACCACAGGUUGUGGAAGCAUAUCAAGAACAGUACCGAAGAGACUUCUCCUCGUUCCUCAAAUCUCGUUAUGCCGAGCUGAGCGUGGGAGGGGGAAUGGUAUUGACAUUCCUAGGAAGAAAGAAGCAACACCCAGCCAUGGGCGAUCUGAGCCUUUUGUGGGGACUCUUAGCGGAAGCUCUUAACUCCAUGGCCUCAGAGGGAGUCGUCGUAGAGGAAAAGGUGGACAGCUUCAAUCUGCCAUUCUAUGGACCUUCGAUGCAGGAAGUGAAGUCGGUGAUCCACGACGAGGGUUUGUUCGAUCUGGACCAAGCACAGAUGUUGGAGUCCAACUGGGACCCGUUCGAUGACUCCGAGGACGAUCUUGUGUUCGACAACGUAGCGAACGGGAAGAAUGUGGCGAGAUAUAUACGAGCGGUGAUCGAGCCGUUGAUCGCACAUCAGUUUGGGGACGCCAUACUUGAUGAAUUGUUCUUGAGAUAUGCCGAUAACGUUUCCAAGCAUUGCCUCAAGGCCAAAACUAAGUUCACCAUACUAGUCAUUGGCUUGAAGAGGAAAGAUUGAAAGUAUAUAUAUAUAUAUAUAUAUAUAUAUAUUGUGGUGCUUGUUAUUGGUGAGCAUAUUAUAUAUAAUAUAUGGUGUAUCUCUCAUUGAAUGAAAACUAGUCAUAUGAUUGUC
Musa acuminata subsp. malaccensis (wild Malaysian banana) is the source of this 1256-nucleotide messenger RNA. Its product is annotated as anthranilate O-methyltransferase 3. Lineage: Eukaryota; Viridiplantae; Streptophyta; Magnoliopsida; Zingiberales; Musaceae. Gene Ontology annotation, biological process: methylation. The record is from RefSeq and is a predicted model, not a curated record. Gene Ontology annotation, molecular function: S-adenosylmethionine-dependent methyltransferase activity.